CGUAAUUUAAUAUGCUUUUCCUUGCAUUUUUGAUUAGUGUUUCAAUGGCUUCUCAGGACUUACUUAAGAAAUGCUAUUUAGAACAAUUCACCAUAGGAGAUCCUGAAGGUAGUAUGCAUUUUAGAAUUCUUUAGUUAAAAUUUAGAUCUACUUUGAGGAUCAUAUCGUGAAGAAUCACCAAAUCGAGUACGAAUGUUUGGAGUUUAUAAUUUCAAGAGGAUACUAUAAGGUUGCUUUAAGUCUUUAUGAGAAUUAUUUCCUUCUGAAUCACAUUGACAUUACUGAUAGAAUUGUGUAUUGUUCUUCAAUUUAUUUAGCGCUUUCUUGAAGAAUGAUAAGUAUCUCAACCAGAGAGAAAUGUAAACUCUUUUCAAAUUGGCAAUGGCAAAAAGCAAUCAGGUUUAGGUAGUCCAACCAGUUGUUUAAUGGGCUCAAUCGAAAAACGCUACCUUCAUCAACAUCAAGUUUUCUCACCGACAAGACGCCCCUGCUUGUUUGAAUGCAAAGUUGGAAGUAGUUGAAAUAAAGAAUGACUCUCUUUUGAUUGAAGCAUUCGGAAUAGUUUCCCACAUCCCAUUCAAAUACAGAUAUGCCAUUAAAUUGUAUAAGCCGAUCGACCCAACUACUAGUUAUGAGAAGGUGGAAUCUGUAGGAACUAUGUAUGUGAAUCUCACAAAGGUAGAGCCAGGUAAUUGCGUCUUAAUAUUGAUUAGUCUUGUGGUUGAGAUUGACUGAAGAGGAUUACAAGACUCCAAUUUGGUGGGAUUUGAAGGACAAUUUCAGAAAGGAUAUGGAAGAAUUUGCUUAGAUGCUUGAAAAGGAGAGUGAGAGAAAAGAGAGAAAUGCAGAUAAGUAAGCUAAAAAAAACCAGAAAAAGAGGGAUUAAGAUAAAUAAAAACAAACUUCUCAAAAAGCUCAAGAAGCCAAAAGAUAAUAAGAAUAUGAACACAAUUAAUGCUAUAAACCAGGAAAAUGUGAAAUUGGAUGGUAUUAAAGAUAAUGAUUGUUUAUAAUUGAUUAAUAUUCAAUUCCC
Paramecium octaurelia is the source of this 1033-nucleotide messenger RNA. The record is from the annotation of a GenBank genome assembly. Lineage: Eukaryota; Ciliophora; Oligohymenophorea; Peniculida; Parameciidae.